AUGGCCGGUUCUCAAGAUACUCUAGGCGUGGAGGAUUUGUCAAUCACUGACACGGAUCUUUGCCAUGCAGAGUUGUCUGGCUGCAGUGACGUAAAUCUCUCGGACAUUUCAGACGAGUUGGAGUCCGUGAUCUCACCGUGCAGCUUGGAAUCGGGUUUUUGUUCUCGGGAAUCUCUCGAUUUUGAUUUGUCUGACGCGCAGCUGGAGAGUUCGAUCCUGGAAUCAGACGUCCAUAGCUCAGAGUUAUUCCGGCACCGUAAGGGAUUAGAGAAGAGGCGGCAUCCUAAGGACAGCAUGGAACAUCAAACACAGAUCACAAUUCCGAACCGGAAGAAGCUAGUGAAAUGGCUUUCGUAUCUGAACUACUUGUUCGAGUAUUCCCAAGAAACCAUUUUCUUGGCCGUCAAUAUCCUGGAUCGCUAUUUACAGACGACACAAGUUUCAAGAAAGACUUUCCAACUUGUCGGAGUUGCCGCAUUUCUCAUCGCUGCAAAACACGAGGAAGUCGAACUCCCAGAAAUCAACGCGUUGAUUUACGCAUGCGGCCAAAUUUUUGGCCGUUAUCAGAUAAUAGAAAUGGAGAAACACAUCCUGGUGUCUUUAGAUUUCGAGUUGUUUGCUUCGACGGCUUCAUUUUUCCUUGAGUAUUUCGCCCGUUGUGAAAUGGCCGCAAAAAAGGGUACGGAGGAUGCCGGGUUUAAGAAUGCCCAUCGACUUGCCCGCUACUAUACAGAGCUGUCUCUCCAGGAUUACAAGCUAUGUCAGUAUUUACCCUCGAUGGUGGCCCUGUGUGCCUGGAAGUCUGCGGUACGACGCUGCACAUGCCUACCCAAGUACGAAUGCUGUCACUACUGGGAAAAGCAAUUCGACCAAGUGGUGUACAACAGUUGCCAUGCAGACUUUGUUUUGUUUACUUUGUUAAAGUGUAGUCUCUCAGAAGACUAUUUUGUUGAAAACACAUGUGAGUAUGAAGAUCGGUAUAGGUAA
Molecule: messenger RNA, 987 nt
Organism: Liolophura sinensis
Lineage: Eukaryota; Metazoa; Mollusca; Polyplacophora; Chitonida; Chitonidae
Product: cyclin-O-like
Exons: 5
Coding region: 1-987 (328 amino acids)
Source: RefSeq, a predicted model, not a curated record